Molecule: messenger RNA, 1099 nt
Organism: Echinops telfairi (small Madagascar hedgehog)
Lineage: Eukaryota; Metazoa; Chordata; Mammalia; Afrosoricida; Tenrecidae
Gene: COPS6
Product: COP9 signalosome subunit 6
Exons: 10
Coding region: 15-989 (324 amino acids)
Biological process (GO): protein deneddylation
Cellular component (GO): COP9 signalosome
Molecular function (GO): metallopeptidase activity; protein binding
Source: RefSeq, a predicted model, not a curated record
CGGGCGCGGGGCAAAUGGCGGCGUCGGUGGCGGCGGCUGCGAACGGGACCGGAGGGAGCACCGGGAUGGAGGUGGAUGCCUCAGCCCCCAGCGUGAUGGCCUCCGGAGUGACCGGGAGCGUGUCCGUCGCUCUUCAUCCCCUGGUCAUUCUCAAUAUCUCAGACCAUUGGAUCCGCAUGCGCUCCCAGGAGGGGCGGCCUAUGCAGGUGAUCGGGGCUCUGAUCGGGAAGCAGGAAGGCCGAAAUAUAGAGGUGAUGAAUUCCUUUGAGCUGCUGUCCCACACCGUGGAAGAGAAGAUUGUCAUUGACAAGGAGUACUAUUACACCAAGGAGGAGCAGUUUAAACAGGUUUUCAAGGACUUGGAGUUUCUGGGUUGGUAUACCACAGGGGGGCCGCCUGACCCCUCGGACAUCCACGUCCAUAAGCAGGUGUGUGAGAUAAUCGAGAGUCCCCUCUUUCUGAAGUUGAACCCUAUGACCAAACAUACAGAUCUUCCAGUCAGCGUGUUUGAGUCUGUCAUCGAUAUAAUCAAUGGAGAGGCCACAAUGCUGUUUGCUGAGCUGACUUACACUCUGGCCACAGAGGAAGCCGAACGUAUUGGCGUUGACCAUGUGGCCCGGAUGACAGCCACAGGCAGUGGCGAGAACUCAACUGUGGCUGAACACCUGAUCGCACAGCACAGUGCCAUCAAGAUGCUCCACAGCCGGGUCAAAGUCAUCUUGGAGUACGUCAAGGCCUCCGAAGCGGGAGAGGUCCCUUUUAACCACGAGAUACUGAGGGAGGCCUAUGCACUCUGUCACUGCCUCCCUGUACUGAGCACAGACAAGUUCAAGACAGACUUCUACGAUCAAUGCAAUGACGUGGGGCUCAUGGCCUACCUGGGCACCAUCACCAAAACAUGUAACACCAUGAACCAGUUUGUGAACAAGUUCAAUGUGCUCUACGAUCGACAAGGCAUCGGCAGGCGCAUGCGGGGGCUCUUCUUCUGAGCGGGCACUGGAAGGAUGCGCCACAGAUGCCACACUACUGUCCGAAAGGGGGAGGAGUGACUCCUUCCAGGAACCUUUGUGUCAUUAAUAAAGGGAGUAGCCCCUUGGCA